GUUUCAUUUACAGGCGCAGCGUCGCUGGUUUUAACUCAUGAACAGGUACAGUAAAGUACUCUUUUAAAACUCAGGUACUUUUUUACCUGAGCAUUGUCUGCUAAUGAAGUUCAAUUCAAUUCAAUUCCAGCUGACUCAGCUCUUGGGCAGUUGAACAGGUCUGAGUGCAGCAGUGGAAGCAGAUGAAGGAGUGCCAAUCCCUAUUUAAAGUAGAAACCAGAGCAGCUGUAUUACAUUAGGACAGUCUCCUGUCAUUGUUCUGUAAGUCUCACUGCGGUCGCAGACAAACACAUUUCAUAAAAUGGACAUACAAGUACCUCAAAAUUUGACUUCCACACAGUAUUUGAGUAAAUGUACUUAGAUUUUUAUUUUUACUCCAAAUGUAUAUCAGUCCCAAAUAUCUGUUAUUAGUUUCCUUGAUAAUUAAGUAUAUCAAUCCGUGGUAGUGAACUAUUUACGGUACAUUAUCAUGAUGAUGCAUUUGUGAAGGUGUUCAGGCUGCCAUGGAUCAGAAUAACGACGGAGAGGAGGGAGGCCUCCCCACUAAAUCCACUCUGAGUGGGGAACAAGGCUGCCAGGCUAAGGCUUUGAGCCAAGAGCAGCAUCAGAGACCAGAAUCUCCAGAACCCCGUGCUGUGUCAAUGAAGAGCCACCACUCUAUGGGAGUCCCCAUUUCAUUCACUAAACAGCAGACUGCUGAAGCACAGAUGCAGCAAAGAUCAGACUCCCCUGUACCAAGCUGUGUGUCCUUGAAGAGCAACUGGUCUAUGGAGACUCCUUUAAAUUUCAAAGAGGACCGCCAUUGUGUUGAUACAAAAAUCCACCAGCACACAUCAGAGGUCCCCUGCGGUCAGUCUGGCCAGCAACACCAAACAGAUCUGGACUACAUAUUUAUGCUGCUUGAAGAAAACAUAGUCACUUUUGUGAAGAACGAGUUGAAGAGGUGUCAGAGGAUUCUCAGUACAGACCACCCAGAAUGCUCAGAGAAGUGGAGAGAGGAUGAGGCUGCUGUGGACAGUGAGGAGAAAGAGCAGAUGAAGAGCAGCAGGGAGGCCUUUGUGAAGAUCACACAACACUUUCUCAGGAGAAUGAAGAAGGAGGAGCUGGCUGACUGUCUGCAGUGGAGAACUAGUGCUGCUAUGUGCCAGUAUAAACUCAAAUCUAAUUUUAAGAAGAAGUUCCAGUGCUUGUUUGAGGGGAUUUCUAGAACAGGAACCCCAACACCUCUGAAUCAGAUCUACACAGAGCUCUACAUCAAGAUCUGGGAUCUGACGCUACAUACAUCACAGGAGACUCGAGGCGCACGGGUAAAGGGGCUGUCUGCUGGACUUGGACUGGAGGAUCCACACUGGAGGCUGGACACUGUCAGGUUGGACCAUAUUGGAGUCCAGUGGUUGAAACCAGGGCUGAGGAAGUAUGCCUGUGAACUCACAUUGGACCCAGACACAGCACACAGGAACCUGGUCCUGUUAGAGAAAGACAUGGUGACAGUUGAGGAGGAGCAGCAGCAAUAUCCUGAUCAUUCAGAGAGGUUCCAGUCCUGGUACCAGUUGCUGUGUAGAAAUGCUCUUAAUGCUCGGUGUUACUGGGAGGUCAGCUGGAAAGGGCUGGUGUCUGUAGGAGUGGCUUACAAAAGAAUCAAAAGGAGUGGAUUCAGUGAUGACAGCUGUAUCGGAGGGAACGACAGCUCCUGGAGUCUGGACUGCUCUGAUGGUGGUUACUCUGUCUGGCACAAUAACAGAGUCAAAAUCAUACGCAAACCUGCCCCCUCCACUGUCUGGAACACAGUGGCAGUAUAUGUGGACUGGCCAGCUGGUACUGUGUCCUUCUAUAAAGUCUCCCAUGACACACUGAGCCACAUCCACACCUUCCACUGCACCUUUACUCAACCCCUCUACCCGGCCUUUAGGAUUCGGUCUGAGUUUACGUAUGGGGUUGUCAGCUGGUUGUCUCUGUGACAGAUGGAUGAAGACGACUAGACACACACUCACACUGGUAACUGACAGCUGCUGACAAUCUAACUCAGUGUGUACAGAACCACACGUCAUCACACCCACACAUGCACAUAAGUAAAGUACAGAACACAACUAUAUCUUAAAAACUAAUUUGACUAUUUUCACUAAAGAGAAAUGUAUGUAUGUGAAGAGAACAUACAUUUUUACAUACCCACACCAGUAGUAGUUGUGGCUGGAGGACAACAGUUGCUUUCAUUUUAAACUGAGCUAUAAUAGAAUGUAAAUAUGUUAUUUAAUGGACAUAUGUCUCAGUUUUAUUUUAUGUUAAGGAAUGGUCAUCUAUGAGGAAUGAUAUACUCCACUGCUCCAAAAAUCAUCACAUAUAGUACAAGCUCAACAUUGAAACAUGUCACCCAGUGCAACAGUGUGGCUGAUAAACAGUUUUUGUAAUCGUUUUAGAAGAACAGUGGCACAGAGGGAGAGGAUGCAUCACAUUGUUUUUAGAUGCAUUCAUUGUUGAUUUGACACACGUGAGAUUUGUUGUUCAAUAGGAAAAAUACACAAUAUUGCAAGAAUACUGCCAGAAGUUUGUAUUGUUAUAAUGUGUAAGUAAAUCUAAUUAAUUCCAAUUCCACUAGUGUGUAUACAGUUAUAUAUGUGUUGCAUGCAGUAAUAAAUGUCUCUCAUUCAUUUGCAACCUCUUGAAUUAUGCUCGCUGAUUUUCCCAUCAUUUAAGCACAAUGAAGCUCUGUGCAGAGAACUGAACACAAUAAAGCAGCCAGUGAAGCGCUGCUUUAUCACGACCGGCAGAGGGCGCUGAGCUGCAACUGAAAGAGUCAACUUUAGAAAUACAGAAGAAUCACUGAGCAUUGACGAGAGUUAGUCGGAUCAAU
This is a messenger RNA of Morone saxatilis (striped sea-bass), 2848 nucleotides long. RefSeq names its product E3 ubiquitin-protein ligase TRIM4-like. Bases 504 to 1958 code for a protein of 484 amino acids. Lineage: Eukaryota; Metazoa; Chordata; Actinopteri; Moronidae. The record is from RefSeq and is a predicted model, not a curated record. The transcript is spliced from 9 exons. Gene Ontology annotation, molecular function: protein binding.